Trifolium pratense (red clover) is the source of this 828-nucleotide messenger RNA. RefSeq lists its product as uncharacterized. The transcript has 2 exons. The record is from RefSeq and is a predicted model, not a curated record. Bases 96 to 608 code for a protein of 170 amino acids. Lineage: Eukaryota; Viridiplantae; Streptophyta; Magnoliopsida; Fabales; Fabaceae. Gene Ontology annotation, molecular function: protein binding.
UACUAACAUAUAUAUAUAUAUACAUGUCACUCCCCGCUUCAGAUAGUUGUUAGGGUUUCAGUGUCUAAUUCCUUCAUCGCUUUCAUUUCACAGCCAUGGUUUCUGAAUUCGUGAUCAAGGCGAAAUUUGGAGAUUGCUUCAGGCGGUUCAGUGUGCCUGUCAAUGAGAAUAAUCAAAUGGAAAUUAGCAUGGUUGAUUUCAGGGCUAAGAUAUGUUCUGCUUUCAAUUUUACUGCUAAUGCAAAAUUCAUUAUGAGCUAUGUUGAUGAAGAUGGCGACAUUGUGCGUCUUGUGGAUAAUGAUGAUUUGGAAGACGUGAUGAAACAGCGAAUGGAAUUCCUGAAAAUUGAUAUAACCGGGAAUGGAAUCCUUCCGUUGGAAUUCUCUCAAUGGCGAAAUAACAUCAAUAAUAACAUCAAUAAAUAUGCUGGUAAAAUAGAUUGGACCGAUGAAAUAGUAUGUUAUGGAGCUGCUGCUUUUGUGAUGUGGGCUGGGUUGUGUUCAGCGAUUAUUUUCUCUAAACCAAAAUCUCAACCCCCAGUUAUUGUCGAGGUACCGGUUCAACCAAGUGCCCCAAAUGUUAGUAAAGGUGGUUGGUGGUUUAGAUAGGGUCUAUCAAGUCUAUGAAGAAUGUGUUGCAGUUUCCACCCAGUCGAUCAUCCUUUCAGAGAGUGCGUUGGUUUGAAAGUUGCAAUAAAAAACUAUUAGAAAAAAUUGUUUAGGAGGUUAUUGAUUCCUUUGAAUUUGUCUUAGUUUUUAAGUUUGAAUGUUCUUGUGUUUUGACACAGCAAACAUAUCUUUGUUUUAAUAUUAUUAUUGUGUGUUUUAU